AUGAAUUGUAAGACUAGUCAGACUAGUGCAGUGUUGCAGGAGCCCUGCUCCUGUGAUGAGAUUCCCUUCACAGACCAUUAUCAGCUCCUAAAGACCAUUGGGCAUGGUGGGUUUGGCCAGGUGAAACUAGCCCGCCAUCUCCUCACUGGGGCAGAGGUGGCAGUAAAAAUCCUGCCAAAGGAGGGGCAGGUGUUUCCAGUCCUCUCUGAACCAGAUAUCAUGAUGACUCUGAGCCACCCACAUGUGAUUCAGCUAUUUCAGGUUAUUGAAACUGUCCAAAAUGCCUACCUCGUGAUGGAGUACGCAAGUGGGGGACAGCUAUCUCACCACAUCCAGGCUGGUGGCAUGCAGGAGGAGGAGGCACGGAGACUGUUCAGGCAGAUCGCAAGGGCUGUGGACUACUGCCAUAAGAAGGGUGUCGUGCACCGAGACCUGAAGGUGGAAAACAUCAUGCUGGAUGCCAGAGGCAACAUCAAACUCAUCGACUUUGGCCUAAGUGUCAGGUUCAUAGCUGGGCUGAAGUUGAACAGGUUCUGGGGCACUCUCGCAUACCUUGCUCCUGAAAUGGCCUUGCGGCAAGAGUAUGAGGGCCCCCCAGUGGAUAUCUGGAGCCUGGGAGUCAUUCUGUAUUUUAUGUUGACAGGGAAAUGCCCAUUUAUGGGGAUCACCACUAAGCACCUGCUGAAGCUGAUCGUGUGCGGAAGGUACCAAAUCCCCCACCACGUUCCUACCUAUGCACAAAACCUCAUCUGUAAACUACUGACUGUGAACCCCAAGCAGAGGCCCACAGUACAGAAAAUCCUGCAGCACCCAUGGCUGAGGCAGAGUGAAUAUUUACCAUAUCAUUAUCAUGACCCACUCCCCAAACACCCAGAUCCUGCAAUAAUGGCAAUCCUGUUUGAUAUGAGCUGUGACCCAUACAAUACCUGGGUGUCUGUGGCCAAUAGAAAGUUUGAUGACGCCAUGGCUACAUACCUGAUACUCCAGCAUCAGAUAAGCCAGGGGGCAAGCUACAAAUUCCAGCUGAAAGCUGUGCAUGUAAAGCCAAGACCUAGCCCACACCUCUUGGAUCCUUCCAAUUUCCCUGGCCUCCCAAAGAGGAGUAUCAGUGAACCUGCCCUUUACAACUUCCUCUUGCCCUCUGAGCACCAGCUGCCUGAGGAGGCCAAGCAGUUAGGGCUGAGAAGCAUCAGAAGGUCCAGCCUGCCUGCCAUUAAUCUCUGCUUUCUGCCUACAUGGACCCCCACUCCUGCCAUAGCCUCCCAGCAUGAAUCUGUGUCCCACUUGCCCAGCUCCUUGAGUAUUCUCAGUAGGUGGACUGCAGCAACAGACAGUAGCAGUUUCUUCCAAGACAUCUCCACAGGGCAACCCCAUGACAACAGAAGAGGCCAGAAGACAGUGGCUGGGAGGAUCACUACCUGCUUUCAAUGGCUGUGUUGUUGCAUGCCAUGUGUCAGCAAAAAUGUGGCCCCCAUGGAAAGAGGGCAGAAAUCUCAUAGGUGCAGAAACAGAGUGGCUCCAGGGGGAUGGACAGCUGAGACAGACCAAACCAAUGGACAGCCAGAGGACCCUGUGCUCUCUGGAUCCUGA
Molecule: messenger RNA, 1590 nt
Organism: Marmota monax (woodchuck)
Lineage: Eukaryota; Metazoa; Chordata; Mammalia; Rodentia; Sciuridae
Product: sperm motility kinase Z-like
Exons: 1
Coding region: 1-1590 (529 amino acids)
Biological process (GO): intracellular signal transduction; microtubule cytoskeleton organization; protein phosphorylation
Cellular component (GO): cytoplasm
Molecular function (GO): tau-protein kinase activity; ATP binding; protein serine/threonine kinase activity
Source: RefSeq, a predicted model, not a curated record